Molecule: messenger RNA, 4519 nt
Organism: Haliotis rubra (blacklip abalone)
Lineage: Eukaryota; Metazoa; Mollusca; Gastropoda; Lepetellida; Haliotidae
Product: ubiquitin carboxyl-terminal hydrolase 45-like
Biological process (GO): protein deubiquitination
Molecular function (GO): cysteine-type deubiquitinase activity; zinc ion binding
Source: RefSeq, a predicted model, not a curated record
GUUUCGCCAUCUUCCACGAUGUGUGAAUGUGCUGACACAUUCAGCCAGGAUUCUUACAUACUUUAAUAUUUUCUGAAGUUUCACCAAACCAUUAUCAAUGAGAGUUGUAGAGACCGACACAACACCAUCCUACAAAAUGGGUAAAAGUAAAAAGCAUAGAUUGAGAAAGAAGAACGAAGGAGGUGGCUCCGAUUCCAGUGAAGAGGGUGCAGCAGGAGGAGCGACAUGCACGCACAUCAACAAGGCCGUCAACAUGGCAGUGGUCAGGAAGGCAGUGUCUAAGCCCACUGGUACUUUCGGAGAAUGUGGGGCCUGCUGCAGGGACAAGGGGUCUGCCAAGGAGACCACAGCAGUGGACGGACCAGAGACCCUGGAGACCGAGACCGAGACCACCAUCUGGGUGUGUCUCCAGUGUUUUAAUCAGGGCUGUGAUCGGAACUCCAAAGAGAAACAUGCUCUUGCUCACUAUGAAACCCCUCACACAGGAACGCACUGUGUUGUCGUCAACCUCACGACGUGGGCCGUUUGGUGCUACGCAUGUGAUGAGGAGAUCAUCCUGGAGACCAGCAAGAGGAUCCAGGAAUGUGUGGACAUGCUGCGGAAGAUGGCCGGUCUCCCACGAGUCGACCAGACAGUCACAGGGCGACGUGGGAGGGCUGACUCCACUGCUGAUGUAGGUGUAGUAAAGGACAAUGGUCGACCUUCCACGCCCAAAGCAACAGUAGCUACAUCAUCCUGUCAGAAGGUCAAGGGUUUGAGCAACUUAGGAAACACCUGUUUCUUCAAUGCUGUGAUGCAGAACCUGAGUCAGACCCACAGCCUGGAGUCCAUCCUGUCUGAUCGGACAAAGAAAGGGCGUAGUCUCCAGCUCCCCGGGCGGAUUCCUCACUCAGACUCUGACACUGGGGGAUCCAGCGAUGAUGACAGUGAGGAUGACUUGCUGAAGGAACUUCCUUCUAUUGAGAUUGUGCCGCCUGACGCGGGGCCGCUAACCCAGGCCAUGAUGAGCUUCUUGCAGGAUAUGAACCAUACCGCACCCCGCAACAUGACGGUCAACCCCAGCGGACUGUUCGGACAAGUCUGUAAAAAAGCCCCACGGUUCAAGGGAUUCCAGCAGCAAGACAGUCACGAGCUCCUGCGCUACCUUCUCGACGUCAUCCGCACUGAGGAGGUCAAGCGCGGCCAGACAGGGAUCCUAAAGUACUUCAAGCUCCAGGAGUCCACCAACCCCAAGAAAGUAGAUGAUGACACCAAGGUCAAGAUCAAAGAGUUUGGUCGGCAAGUGAAACACACGUUCCUGGACUCGGUGUUUGGGGGACAGCUGGUCAGCACCGUCAUGUGUGAGGAGUGCAAACAUGUGUCCCAGAUAUUUGAGCCGUUCCUGGAUCUGUCGUUGCCAGUGACUGAGGAGAAGCCUCAGCGACCGAACCUGAUCCUCGGGGGACGAAAGAAGGAGAGCAUGGACACGGAGGAGUUGAAGGGAGUGGAGGGGGCGUUGGCCGACAAGCCCACCAAACAUGCAGACAAGAAAAGGAAUAAGAAGCAGUCAAAGAGAGAGGCCAAAGCGAAGCGACGUGGUGCCAAACUGUCUAAACAAAAGAGCUGGACUUCUGCUGACGACAUUUGCAGGAAGGACGAGGUUGGUGGCGAGGAGAGGAAGAUGUCCGUGUCAGUGGACAAGGUGCGGGAAGACGACGGCGACGACUCUCAGGGGAGCGGACGUGAUGACCAGUCAGAUGCUGACAUUGAAGACAACCUGGAGAGUGACACGUCCCGAUUGAUGCACACCCAGCUGGAGCAUGGGGAGAGGAAGGAUGCAGGUCUGACCGACGGGGAAGGAGUGCAGAAGGAAGCAGUGUCAGGUGGGAAGACAGACGGCCAGACUCGUGGUCAGCCUGUAAGUGUGGACACUGAUGGUCAACUGGGACAUAUAGCAGCAGAACAAAUCUCCUCCAAUCUCCACGUGGCUGGCGGAGUAUGUACAGGAAACGGGGACAUCAAGUCUCACAGUCAGGGAAUGACCAACAGUAUUGGUGAAGGUGGAACAUCUAUAGCAGCAGUCAAAACAGAUGUGACUAGUUUAUGUAAUGACUUGAGUGGAUUGACUUUUGCCGAUCAGUCUGAGACUGAAGAAUGUGAUGCCAAAGACAUGUGUGUUGAUGUGAACUCGUGUGACCGUGUAGGGACUUGCUGUGCAAGGUGUCAGCAGAAUGGGGCAGCAGUUAAUAAUGCAAGCCAAAAUACUGAUGUCCUACUGAACGGUAAUACUGUGAUAGGUAUGAAUGGAGAAGUUGAGAAGUCUGUGAUAAACGGUGUGGGUGCGGAGUCUGAGGGGGUGAGAGGCCCCGAGACGGAAGGCAGUGGUGCUGCAGCAUACACUGUGCUGGAUGUCGCUGGUCGAGGCAGCCCAGACGAUUGUGAUAGUCAGCUGACACUGAAGGGGGAGAGUGAGGACACACUGUACUGUCAGUCCCCAACGCGACCUGACAGAGUGCACAUCCAUGCCCUCCACAGAAGAAUACUGACCAACGGCCUCACCAGUGACCGACUGUCCCCAAACCAGGCCAAGCACAAGGUGGAGCUGCGGAAGCAGGCCCAGCACAAGUCGAUGAAUCCCUUGGCUCCUCGCUACCACCCAGCUCCCAAGGAAUGCUCCAUCAUGUCCUGUCUACAUCAGUUCACUUCGGCUGAGUUGCUCACCGGCUCCAACAAGUUCGGCUGUAAGCAGUGCACCAAGACAAAACGCAACAAGACCAUCUCUCAACAGAAAGAUAAGAAGACAUCAGAGACAGUGUAUUCCAACGCUAGUAAGCAGUACCACAUCUUCCUGCCUCCAUCAGUGCUCACCCUGCAUCUCAAACGCUUUGAACAGGUGGGUUUCACAUCACGGAAAGUAAACCGCCAUGUGGACUUCCCCUUUGUGUUUGACCUGGCCCCCUACUGCAGUGCCCUCUGUCAGGGCAUCCGUCCAGGUCAGAAGAAGAUCCUGUACGCCCUGUAUGGAGUAGUGGAACACAGCGGCCGGCUGUCCGGUGGUCACUACACCGCCUAUGUCAAAGUCCGACCCUCAUUAGCAGCACUAACUAACUACCUGAACACCCAGGUCCCCACCCCAAGGGACUACGUACACCAGUACGCCCACCGCGUGAUGAACGGCCCCCGCUCCCCGGUAGAGGACGAUCUGAGUGAUGAGACCCUGGAGACCCUGGUGCCCCCGGGCAAGUGGUACCAUGUCAGUGACAGUCGGGUCAGUGAGGUGCAGGAGGCCAACGUCCAGAGGGCACAAGCUUAUCUACUCUUCUAUGAGAGAAUAUACUGACCAGAGCAACCCAGGGAUCUAGGGCAGAGAUGUUGGUACUGUUCUGGAAGAGCAUGUUCUGCACAGAACACCCAGUGAGGGAUGUGGACAGCUGAAGAAUCUCUUGUGAAUGUGAUGUAUAGCCAGGAGAUGUUGGUGUAGGAUUCCGACCAAAUGUUUCAUUUUAGAGAACUUUGUACGAUAUUACCUUAGUUCUGAUUCAAUACCAAAGUUUAGUGAAUUGAUAACUACAUUUCUGAAAGUAUUUCAUGGAGAACCAAGUAUUUAAUGUGAGGCUUGGUGGAUGGUUUUGAGGGCUGUGGUUGACGUAGGAAAGAAUUUUGAUAUUCAGUCUGAAAGCACUGCAUAUUUCUUUCUUUCUUCAAAGCACAUUCCAUACAUAUUGAUGUAGACCAAACCAAAUGCCAAGUGUCUUUCUUUACAUGAUUCCUUUGCUCAGGACAGUGAUAGAAACCCAUGGAAUGGCUUGACCAGGUCACAAAUACAACCUAAAACGCAAACCAAGUUACCAAUAUACUUUGUGUCAUUGUCAAAUGGAACUAGUAUCUUGCUCAAAGAACCAGUGUCCCUGUAGGAAGAUCUGACGAAACCAGUGUUCAUUUCACUCAGAACCAGUGUCUCUGGUAUUGGGAACCUGUACAUCCACUGAAACCAGGAACAGGUGUCUGUCAUUUGGCACCUCUGUAACUCUGAACCAGUAUAUGUGAGAUGGAACCAGUCUGUCACAGGGAACCAACAUCUCUGGCACCUGGCACCAGUCUCACAGAACCAGUGUGUGUGUUGUCACUCAGAACCAGUCACACAGAACCUGUGUGUUUCACUCAGAACUGGUGUACUAGUCACCUGGAACCAGUCACACAGAAACAGUGUGUCACCUGGAAGUAGUCACACAGAACCAGUGUGUGUGUCACCUGGAAGUAGUCACACAGCACCAGUGUGUGUGUCACCUGGAACCAGUCACACAGAACCAGUGUGUGUCACCUGGAACCAGUCACACAGAACCAGUGUGUGUCACCUUGAAGCGGUGGCAUAGUUGCCUGGAACCAGUCACACAGAACCAGUGUGUGUGUCACCUGGAACCAGUCGCACAGAACCAGUGUGUGUCACCUGGAACCAGUCACACAGAACCAUUGUGUGUCACCUGGAAGUAGUCACACAGAACUUGUGUGUUUCACUAGGAACUGGUGUACUAGUCAUUUG